AUGAGCCGCCGGACCGCAGCAGCUUUACCCCCCGGGGCCUCCAAGUGCGCGCCGCCCCGGAGGGUGCCCACGGUGGCCGGCACCACAGCGUCCAACCACGACUUGGCCAGCCUUUUCGAGUGCCCCGUGUGCUUUGACUACGCGCUGCCACCCACGCUUCAGUGUCAGAGGGGCCAUCUUGUCUGCAGCAACUGUCGCCCAAAGCUCACCUGUUGUCCAACCUGCCGGGGCCCCUUGGGAUCCAUUCGCAACUUGGCUAUGGAGAAAGUGGCCAACUCAAUACUUUUCCCUUGUAAGCAUGCAAUUUCGGGAUGUGAAAUAAUUCUGCCCCACACAGAAAAAGCAAACCACGAAGAGCUGUGCGCGUUCCGGCUGUACCCCUGCCCCUGCCCCGGCGCGUCCUGUAAAUGGCAAGGCUCCCUGAACGCUGUCAUGUCGCAUCUGGCGCAUCAGCACAAGUCCAUCACGACCCUGCGGGGAGAGAAUAUAGUCUUCCUUGCUACAGACAUCAAUCUUCCCGGGUCUGUGGACUGGGUGAUGAUGCAGUCGUGCUUUGGCUUUCACUUCAUGUUAGUCUUGAAGAAACAGGAGAAGUAUGACCGGCACCACCAGUACUUUGCAAUUGUGCAGCUGAUAGGAACACGAAAGCAAGCUGAAAAUUUUGCUUAUCGCCUUGAGCUAAGUGGUCAUAAGCGGCGAAUGACAUGGGAAGACACCCCUCGAUCUAUUCAUGAGGGAAUUGCAACAGCCAUUAUGAGUAGUGACUGUCUAGUCUUUGACACCAGAAUUGCACAGCUUUUUGCAGAAAGUGGCAAUUUAGGCAUCCAUGUAACUAUUUCCCUGCGUUGAAAUGGCAGUCAAACAUUUUUUGGCCAGUGUUUCAAACCCAUUGCCUUCAAUUUCAGAGAAUAGGCACCCUUCUGCCUGCCAACCUGAAACUUUU
Messenger RNA from Miniopterus natalensis, 943 nucleotides. Its product is annotated as E3 ubiquitin-protein ligase Siah1-like. Gene Ontology annotation, molecular function: zinc ion binding; ubiquitin conjugating enzyme binding; ubiquitin protein ligase activity. NCBI's taxonomy places the organism in Eukaryota, Metazoa, Chordata, Mammalia, Chiroptera, Miniopteridae. Gene Ontology annotation, biological process: multicellular organism development; proteasome-mediated ubiquitin-dependent protein catabolic process. The record is from RefSeq and is a predicted model, not a curated record. Gene Ontology annotation, cellular component: cytoplasm.